GAACAGUCAGCGUCAUCAGCAGAUUCACACGACAGGUCUUCUGUGAAUGUUAGUGUCAUUUUUCCCUCGCUUGCUCAAAGCGUCCCACCGCCACAUACGCAGGUUGGAGGGGGUAUUGAAUCUGGUUCUAAUCAUCCUUCACCUCCCCACUCACAAGGGCUUAACGCUGGCUCAAAUACAAGACCAAAUGUUUCUUCUGACGACUCAGUGCCGUCAACGUCAGGAGGUGAAGGUGGCAGUGGCGGCGACGGUAGUGCCGCAAAAUAUGUGGGUAUUGCAUUCGCUGGAGUCUGUAUCGUUGUCUUCGUUGGUUUAUGUUUUUUGGUCGCGAAAAUAAGAAAAAGGAAACGAGGGGCCGUCCAUGAUGCAUCGCAUAUACCGCCAAAUACGAAAGCAGGUGAUAUGCGUUACUACGGACUGCAGCCCCUGCAAGAUGACCCCUACAAAAAUGGGAGCCAAACGGGAAGUGUGCAAUCUUUGGGAACUUCAGAGACAGUGCAGCCCAUGAGUGCCCAGACUGCUUUUAGCUAUGAAGGUAUUAUGGAGAUAACAAAUGGGUUUUCUAGUCAAAACAUUAUUGGAGAGGGGGGAUUUGGUUGCGUUUACAAGGGUUGGCUGGCAGAUGGAAGAGUUGUAGCAGUCAAGAAGCUGAAGGCGGGCAGUGGGCAAGGCGAUCGGGAAUUUCGUGCAGAAGUGGAGAUUAUCAGUCGUGUUCAUCAUCGACAUUUAGUAUCGUUAGUCGGUUAUUGCAUAUCCGAGCAGCAAAAGAUUCUUAUGUACGAGUUUGUUCCCAAUGGAACGCUCGAUCAUCACUUGCACGGAAAAGGAAUGCCAGUGUUAGAUUGGGCCAAGAGGGUGAAGAUAGCAAUUGGUGCCGCAAGAGGUCUGGCAUAUCUGCAUGAGGAUUGCCACCCAAAGAUUAUCCACAGAGAUAUAAAGUCAGCAAAUAUACUUUUGGAUGAUGCUUAUGUGGCAAAGGUUUCGGACUUUGGACUUGCGAGGCUAACAGAUGAUGCUGAUACUCAUGUAUCAACUCGUGUCAUGGGAACCUUCGGGUACAUGGCUCCAGAGUAUGCAACAAGUGGAAAGUUAACAGAUAGGUCGGAUGUCUUCUCCUUUGGAGUUGUCCUCCUAGAGCUUUUGACUGGAAGGAAACCAGUUGAUCAAACUCAACCACUGGGAGAAGAGAGUUUGGUUGAGUGGGCCAGACCUCAUCUCAUUCAUGCAGUUGAUACUGGUGACUUCAACAAACUAAUAGACACAAGGCUUGAAAAUCAUUAUGUGGAGAGCGAAGUACUUAGAAUGAUUGACGCAGCUGCAGCAUGUGUUCGCCAUUCUGCUCCAAAACGGCCCCGGAUGCUUCAGGUCGUAAGAGCCUUAGAUAGUGGCGGUGAACCAGUUGACCUAUCCAACGGAGUGAAAUAUGGUCAGAGCACUGCUUAUGAUUCUGGACAGUAUGAUGAAGAAAUUAUGAGAUUUAGGAUGAUGAAUGGUGUAAGCUUUAGCAGUUCUGAAUUUGAUUUGUAUGAUGAAGAAUAUAGUUCAAGAGAACUAUCCGGCUUCCGACGCGCAUUUGCUCGGGCUGGUUCGGGUGGCGAGUCCAGCUCUCAAGCUUUCAGCAAAGGUGGGAGCAGUGGGCAAACGAAGGAAUGAAUGAUAACAACUAACUUUACCAAUUUCCUUUAUAGGAUUUGCGGCAUCAAGGAUUUGCAUCAUCUUACAGAGCAAAAUAUAAAAUGUUCAAAUGGAUUAGAUUGCCCUUCCCUGGUUGGAUCCUCUGUGAAUGUAGAAUGUGCAAUGCAGAGGGGUACUAAAGAGAAGCUAGUAAAUGUGUAUACGUACAAAAUGUGGAUCCUAUACGAAGUCACAUUCUCCAUGCCACUCCCCCUCCCCUGGGGAAUGCAUGAAUACAUAAACGAAAAGGAUCCAAAAUUUGCACUAACAAUUGACUUGGCGUACAAAUUUAAUGUUGAACUUUUUCCCCCUUUAUUUUUAUUCUAUUUCCCCUCUUGUUUUUAGC
Neltuma alba is the source of this 2020-nucleotide messenger RNA. Its product is annotated as proline-rich receptor-like protein kinase PERK12. The transcript has 8 exons. Gene Ontology annotation, molecular function: protein kinase activity; ATP binding. Lineage: Eukaryota; Viridiplantae; Streptophyta; Magnoliopsida; Fabales; Fabaceae. Gene Ontology annotation, biological process: protein phosphorylation. Bases 403 to 1653 code for a protein of 416 amino acids. The record is from RefSeq and is a predicted model, not a curated record.